Messenger RNA from Durio zibethinus, 7008 nucleotides. Lineage: Eukaryota; Viridiplantae; Streptophyta; Magnoliopsida; Malvales; Malvaceae. The record is from RefSeq and is a predicted model, not a curated record.
ACAUAGUGGGGAUUGGCGCCACGUCCUCUUUCAUCUAUCGCAUUGCUUUUCUCCCCGUCCCCUUCUCUCCUCUAACCAAAGAGAGAGAAAAAGGCAAAAUUGCAAAACACGUUCUUCAUCAUUUCACACAGCACACGAAGAAAAGAAAAAAGCUAGUAUGAAAUGAAAUCUCAAAAUUCUUUGAACAGGUAAAAAUCUAGGGUUUUUGGAAAGCCGAAUCCCCAACCACAUCGUUCAUCUCUUCUAUAAUGGCGACUCCAUUGUCGAGUUUAGAAGCGGGUGGAGGAGGUGUAGUCAUUAUGGCAGGUCCUUUGAACCCAAUCGAUCGAUCCACGCCCUCCAAAUGUUGCUUGAAAAACUCUGCCUCUAAAUCUCCCAUUCUCAUCUUCUUGUUCUUCCACAAGGCAAUCAAGGCUGAGCUCGACGGCCUCCAUCGAGCCGCCAUGGCUUUUGCCACCAACCACCACGACACUGAUCUUACUUAUUUGUUGGAGAGAUAUCAUUUCCUUCGUACCAUAUAUAAGCACCAUUGCCAAGGCGAAGAUGAGGUCAUCUUUCCAGCUCUUGAUAUACGAGUGAAAAAUGUGGCUCCAACAUAUUCACUUGAACAUGAGGGUGAAAGUAUCCUUUUUGAUCAGUUGUUUGCGUUGCUGAAAUCAGAUAUGCAGAAUGAUGAAAGCUAUCGAAGAGAGUUAGCCUCUUGCACUGGAGCCCUUCAGACAUCAAUUACUCAGCAUAUGUCCAAGGAAGAGGAACAGGUAUUCCCCUUGCUUAUUGAGAAGUUCACAUUUGAAGAGCAGGCAUCAUUGGUAUGGCAAUUUCUUUGCAGCAUACCCGUUAAUAUGAUGGUGGAGUUUCUUCCAUGGCUUUCCUCCUCUAUAUCAUCUGAUGAACAUCAAGAUAUGCGCAAGUGCUUGAGCAAGAUAAUUCCAAAAGGGAAACUUCUUCAGCAGGUUGUUUUCACCUGGAUGGAAGGUGUAAAGACAGCUGAGAAGUGUAAAAGUUGCAAAGACGAUUCCAAGGCUCGAUGUGAAGCUUCCGGGACUAGUGUCUUACCCAGUCAAUUUGAGAGUGGUCACUGUGCAUGUGAAUCUUCCAAAAGUAGUAAAAGGAAAUGCAUGGAGCUAAGUUCUAGUCCUAAGGAUUCCACUCUGUCCUGUCCUAUAGAUGAAAUGAUGCUUUGGCAUAAUGCUAUUAAAGGAGAAUUGAAUGAUAUAGCUGAGUCUGCUAAGAAGAUACAACUCUCUGGUGAUUUUUCUGUUUUAUCCAGCUUCAACAAGAGGUUGCAAUUCAUUGCUGAAGUAUGCAUCUUUCACAGUAUUGCUGAGGAUAGAGUUAUAUUCCCUGCUGUAGAUGCAGAACUAUCAUUUGCUCAGGAGCACGCGGAGGAAGAAAUGCAAUUUAACAAGCUCAGAUUCCUUAUUGAAAAUAUACAAAGUGCACGAGCCAACUUGUCUUCUGCUGAAUUCUAUGCAAAAUUAUGCUCACAGGCUGGUCAAAUAAUGGAUAGCAUACAGAAGCAUUUUCAUAGUGAAGAAGUACAGGUGCUUCCACUUGCUCGAAAGCAUUUUAGCCCUCAAAGACAGAGAGAACUUCUUUAUCAGAGCUUAUGCAUGAUGCCCUUGAAAUUAAUUGAGCGUGUCUUACCAUGGUUGGUAGGAUCGUUAAGUGAAGAAGAAGCUGGGUUUUUCCUUCAAAAUAUGUAUUUGGCAGCUCCACCAUCAAACUCUGCAUUGUUUACAUUAUUUUCUGGUUGGGCAUGCAAAGGUCGCUCUAUAGAUGUUUGUCUGUCUUCCAGUGCAAUUGGUGGUUGUCCUGCAAGAAUACUUACUAGAAUGCGGAAAGAUACUGACCAACCAUUCUGUGCAUGCACAUCUAUCUGUUCUACUGAGGAAAGGCCAAUGUGUGUUCAAGCAGAUGAUAAUAAAAGGCCAGUAAAGCGUGGAAAUUUAUUUUCAUCAGAAGACUCUGAUUCUUUGCAGUUGACAGGAAUAAUAGAUAGUUAUAAAUUAUCAUGUCAUAAUCAGUCUUGUUGUGUCCCAGCUUUAGGAGUGAAUAGCAGUAAGCUGGGCAUGAGUUCUCUGGCUGCAGCAAAAUCUCUGCGGUCAUUAUCUUUUGCUCCUUCUGCUCCCUCCCUCAACUCCAGUCUUUUUAACUGGGAAACAGAUAUAAGCUCUACUGAUGUUGGACCCCAAAGACCUAUUGAUAAUAUAUUCAAAUUUCAUAAAGCCAUCCGUAAAGAUUUGGAAUAUUUGGAUGUUGAAUCUGGAAAGCUUAAUGAUUGCAAUGAGACUUUCCUUAGGCAGUUCACUGGCAGAUUUCGCUUGUUGUGGGGUUUAUACAGAGCUCACAGUAAUGCAGAAGAUGAUAUUGUAUUUCCAGCACUAGAAUCUAAGGAGACUCUUCAUAACGUUAGCCACUCUUAUACUCUGGAUCACAAACAGGAGGAGAGGCUUUUUGAAGAUAUUUCAUCUGCACUUUCCAAGCUUACACAACUUUGUCAAUGCUUGAGCAAUAGCAAUGUGUAUGAUAACUUGAAUGAAAUUAACUCUGAUUCUUUUGAGCAAAAUGAUACAAUGCAAAAGUACAUUGAGAAAGCCACAAAGCUUCAGGGCAUGUGCAAAUCCAUCAGAGUAACUCUGGAUCAACAUGUGUUCCGGGAGGAACUUGAGCUCUGGCCAUUGUUUGAUAGACAUUUUUCUGUGGAGGAGCAGGACAAAAUUGUUGGUCGAAUAAUUGGUACUACAGGCGCAGAGGUGCUCCAGUCAAUGUUGCCAUGGGUAACUUCUGCUCUUACUCAAGAGGAGCAGAACAAAAUGAUGGACACAUGGAAACAGGCAACGAAGAACACAAUGUUCAGUGAGUGGCUUAAUGAAUGGUGGGAAGGAACUUCUGCUGCAUCUUCACCUACAUCAACAUCUCAGAGUUGUAUUUCCCUAGACACUGAUGUACAUGAAAGCCUUGAUCAGAGUGAUCUCACUUUUAAACCUGGCUGGAAGGAUAUCUUUCGGAUGAAUCAGAAUGAACUUGAAGCUGAGAUCAGAAAAGUUUCUCGGGAUUCAACUCUUGAUCCAAGGAGAAAAGCUUAUCUUAUUCAAAAUCUUAUGACCAGUCGCUGGAUAGCUGCUCAGCAGAAGUCUCCUCAAGAGACAGAAAUUGAAGGUUCAAAUGGUGAAGACUUACUUGGAUGCUCUCCAUCUUUCAAAGAUCUAGAGAAACAGGAAUUUGGAUGUGAACAUUACAAAAGAAAUUGCAAACUCCGUGCUGCUUGCUGUGGUAAAUUGUAUGCAUGCAGGUUUUGCCAUGACAAAGUCAACGACCAUUCAAUGGAUAGGAAGGCUACAACGGAAAUGAUGUGCAUGAGCUGCCUGAAAAUACAGCCUGUUGGACCAGUUUGCACAACACCUUCAUGUGGUGGGCUCUCAAUGGCAAAGUACUAUUGCAGCAUCUGCAAAUUUUUUGAUGAUGAAAGAACUGUCUACCAUUGCCCUUUCUGCAAUUUAUGCCGUGUUGGAAAGGGACUUGGUGAUGAUUUCUUCCAUUGCAUGGUAUGCAAUUGCUGUCUUGCCAAGAAGUUGGUGGACCACAAGUGUCGAGAAAAAGGUCUAGAAACAAACUGUCCUAUCUGCUGUGAUUUUUUGUUCACAUCAAGUGAAAGCGUGAGAGCACUUCCAUGUGGCCAUUUCAUGCAUUCAGCAUGCUUUCAGGCAUAUGCAUGCAGUCACUACAUCUGCCCUAUAUGUAGCAAAUCAAUGGGAGACAUGGCGAAUGUCUUCAUGGAUUCUUUUGCAGAGACCUUUAACUCCCCUAUCAACAUUUUUAGCCAAAUUUCCUCACAUAUGCCAUGAGACAUAGCUUUAAACUUAGCUUCCGCGCUACUUUUAGCCACCACAGAUUGCUUCUUGCUUUGCCAAGUGACCAAAUUUCCCCACAAAUAGGUACAAUAACUAGUAGUUGAUCUUCGGUCUGUAACGGAUCUAGCCCAAUCAGCAUCAAUGUAAAUUUCAACAUUUCGACGUGAUGUCUUCUUAAAAAAUAACCUUUUGCCAGGACUUUCUUUAGGUACUGUAAGAUUCGAAACACAACCUUCAAGUGUUCCUUGGUUGGGUUCUUCAUGAAUCUACUUACCAUGCUAACUGAAAAAUUGAUAUCUGGUAUUGUAUGAGAAAGCUAGAUGAGUUGCCUUACAAGUCUUUGAUAUCUGUCCUUAUCUUUAGGUGUACUUCCUUCUUCCAUUCCCACCUUAUUCACUGUGUUUAUAAGGGUGUCAGCAGGUUUGCAUCUAAGUGUUCCAAUUUCCUUUAGUAAGUCUAGGACAUAUUUACGUUGUGAAACAGAGAUACCAUUCCUUGAGUGAGCUACCUCCAUGCCAAGAAAAUAUUUGAGGUGUCCUAAAUCUUUAAUUUUGAAUUCGUUGGUUAUAAGGUUUUUAAGGUUGCUAAUUUCUUCCACAUAGUUUCCAGUAAGAAUAAUGUCAUCCACAUAGGCAUUAAGAAUGGCUAUUUUUCCUUAAGGUGAAUGUUUGACAAACAUGGUGUGAUCGGUCUGGCAUUGUGAAAAAUCAUACUUUUUUACCAUUUUUGUUAGUCUAUCAAACCAUGCACGUGGGGAUUGUUUGAGACCAUAUAAAGACUUAUGAAGUUUACAUACCUGCCUAAAUUGUCCUGGUUUUUGAAUCCUAGAGGGAUUUUCAUGUAAACUUCUUCUUCUAGGUCACCAUUAAGAAAGUCAUUUUUGACAUCUAGUUGGUGGAGUGGCCAAUCUAGAUUUGCUGCCAAUGAUAAUAACAUCUGGAUUGAAUUAAGUUUAACAACCGGAGCAAACACCUCCUCAUAGUCAACACUAUAAGAUUGAGUAAAUCCUUUUGCAACAAGGCGAGCUUUGGAUAUAUUAAUACUUCCAUCUGCAUUGUACUUGAUAGUAAAAAUCCAUUUACACCCAAUUGGAUUUUUCCCUUUGGAUAGUUUUGAAAUCUCCCAUGUUUUGUUCUUUUCUAGGGCCCUGGUUUCCUUUAGAACAACCAUCUUCCAUUUUGGUUGCAUGAGUGCUUUAUGAAUAUUAUUGGGAAUCUGCAUAUUGUUUAGUGUGGUAACAAAAGCCUCGUGAUAAACCUUCAUAAAAAAUCAUAUUACAGAUUAGAUGUUGAGUACAUGAUCUCACACCUUUCCUUAGAGCGAGCAGUUGAUCAAGAUCAUCAAAAGAUUCAAUUGAAUCAUCCAGUAAAAGUGUUACUUGUGUUGGUUUUCAACAUUUGGAUUUUGGUUUUGAAUUAAGUUUGGAUCAUAUUAUUGAAGUUUUGGAAUAGCUGGCCACUUUUUAUUUUUCUUUCAUAAGGAAUACCCAAGUAACCUUGGUGUUAUCAUCAAUAAAUGUGACAAACUAACUGGAAUCAGUAAUGUUAUUUACUCUGGAGGAACUCCAAAUGUCACUGUGUGUCAUGGAAAAAAGAUGGGAUGCUUUGUAAAACUAAUUAAGAUAUAUGGUACGGGGUAUGUUUGGAUAGUUAGCAGAUUUCAUACUGAAAGUUGUUAGGAUUUUUAUUGAAUAAUGAGAGAAACAACUUUUAGAGGUACAAAAAAUUUGGAUGACCUAACCGAUAAUGCCACAACAUGAUAGUAUUAUCUUUAUUAUUAUUGGAGGAUCACACGAGGUAUUCUGAUAUUGUCUUUCAAAAUCAUUAACUUUUAAGAUAUAGGAUCCUGCACACAUCUUCGCAUUACCAUUCAUUUUCUUUGAGUCCAAAUCUUGAAAUUCACACAUAUAUGGAAGAAAUUUAGCAACACACUUAAUGUCUCUUGUAAGUUUGCUUAUUAUAGAUAAUAGAUUGCAACUUAGAUUUGGGACAAAUAAAACAGAAUCAAGUGUUAUCUCUUUGGAAAUAAUAAUAGAACUUGUACCGGUUAUUUUUUAAAGUGACCCAUCAGCGAUUCAAGUUGUGAAGUUUUCAUGACAUGGGUUGUAUUUACUAAAUACAGAUGCAUCUCCAGUCAUAUGGUUUGAAGCACUUGAAUCCACAAUCCAUAAAUUUUAUUUCUCUAGUUUUACACUCAAGGCACUUAAAAAAUUACCUUUUUGUGCUAAAGAACCUGUUCGAAUAGGAGUGGUAAUGUUAUGCAAUAAUUGGGAAACGCUAGCUUUGGGGUUAGAGGUAACCUUUGAUGUUGGGCUCUCCAUUCCGCUGGCCAUGCUGGACUCCGAGUGAAAAUUUUCAAAAGUUCAAAUUGUGCUUUAAUACCAUAAAGAAAUCUCUUGAAUAAAACUAUUUUAUUUUUCUAAAUUUUUUUAUUAUAAUGCUAGAAUUGCACGAAAAUAUAUAGGUUAAAGAUUGAAUAUUUUCAGUUUUGAAACCAAAGAUUUUUAUGCAUUAAAAAUAGCUAAUCAAAGGAGUAAUUUAUCUUCUACACAUAAUGAGAAAAUAUAUAAUGGAUUUGGUGUAAUUACCAAAUGACUCCUUAUACUAAAAAUAAGAUACUAAAAUAAAAUAGACAAAGUCAAUUAAUCAAGUAAUAAUAAAGAUUAGAUUUUCACAAAAGCUUACUACUAGUUCAAGUUAUUACUGCAUAUAACAUUGUUUUAGAAUUUCAUUAGGGUUUAGAGAGGUUGAUAUUAUGCUUUAGGUUUGGGCAUUUUUAUUUGUUUGUGUAACUUAUAUAAUUAUUAUCAAAGUAAAUUGCACCCAUCACCCACCUUACCUAAAGUUCAACUUAAAUAUCCUACUUGACCUUAUAGUUUGGAAUUUCACAAUUUUAUCCUCAAAAUUUCAAUUUGCAUCAAGAAUAUCCUUCCAUCAAUCAAACCAUUAAAAACACUUAACUUAGGUUUAGUUUGGUUUUGCUGUUGCAAUUGAAAAAAGCGUAGUUUGGAAAAAGUGUGUUUAAAAUGUGUUGUGAAAAAUAAGUGUGAAAGAUUGUGGUUUAAGAUAUUGAAGUGUUUGGCAUAGCUUUGAAAAAUGUUGUGAAAAAUUAAAAUGUUUAAAAAAAUGAUGUUGAAAAAUAAAUAAUAAGUCAU